This is a messenger RNA of Cercocebus atys (sooty mangabey), 1785 nucleotides long. It is a transcript of the gene CFAP97D1, whose product is annotated as chromosome unknown open reading frame, human C17orf105. The coding region runs from base 241 to 798 and encodes 185 amino acids. The record is from RefSeq and is a predicted model, not a curated record. The transcript has 6 exons. Lineage: Eukaryota; Metazoa; Chordata; Mammalia; Primates; Cercopithecidae. Gene Ontology annotation, biological process: sperm axoneme assembly.
UGGUAGCAUCUGCAUUCUAAGCAGGGGAGAACGCUUUCGAGUUCCUUGACUUGAGCCUAGGUUAGCAUUAAAAACAGAAGCCCAGAGGCAGCCAGCCAUGCUCCGCUGCUCCUACUCCCUUCCCGGGACCUGUCCCUGAUGUCAUAACUGGGUAACUAUGACAGCUUGUCAUGGGGACAGCUAGGCACCUCACAGAGGAGCCCGGGUACCUCAUUUCUGAAGUGAGACUAGGAAGAGAAGAUGAACAAUUCCCUGGAUUAUCUGGCCUACCCUGUUAUCGUCUCUAAUCACAGGCAAAGCACAACCUUCAGAAAGAAACUGGACUUUGGCCACUACAUAUCUCACAAGAAUAGAAUACAAAUAGUGAAGCCUACUGUUGAUACCAAACCUCCAGUGGCGCACACACAUCACAUUUUAAAAUUGAGCAAACUACAGGGUGAACAAAAGAAAAUCAACAAAAUCGAGUAUGAAAACAAGCAACUGUGUCAGAAAAUCGCAAAUGCCCAUCGUGGCCCUGCCAAGGUGGAUUGCUGGAAUGAAUAUUUUUCCAAGAGCUUAAACAGAGAAACGAGGAACCGCGAGCUAGUGAGAAUCACCAUGGAAAACCAGGGCAUUCUGAAGAGGCUUGUUGAUCGCAAACCCCACUAUGACCGCAGGGCAUCUGAGAUAGCUUCAAGAAUUCAAGGCGCUAUAUCAGAAAUACUACGAGAUAUCUUCUCUCCCAAAAUGAAUAGGUUAUUCACCAUGGAAAAGGUACAAGAGAAGGCCCUGGGAUUUCCUGGCUGCUUAGAAUCGUAAGACACUCCUGAGUGGCUGAAUGCUCAAUCUUCAGACGCUUCAAUAAAGCUUGGAACAUAAAAUGUGUAAGUUACAUUUAGGGGACCCAAAGGCUUUACGUUCUCAUUCCAAAAUGGGGCAGGCAGAAGGAAAGAUGCAAUGAGCAUUUUUAUUUGGGGCUAUGAAAAGAAGUUUUAACGAGAGAAAGAGAGAGAGAAAUCAGAGAACUCUUUAAAACAUACACCAUCAUCACCAUCCCACGGAAGAAGAAAAGCUGGGGUGAGAUCAUCCAGCCACAAGUACAGCACUGUCAAAAUGGAAAACAAAAUCACAUGACAACAUCAAGGUUCAGAAAACACAAGGAACAAGUGCCGUUAGUUCCUCUGUGAAUAUACACAAUUGGAAAAGAAUGCCUCAUUGAAGUUUCCAUGGACUCUGUUCAUUUAUAGGGAGCAGCAGCAGUGAAAAUAUCUCCAAACAUAUGGUGUGACAAUGAUGCAGGCCUGCUAUGACUGGUCGUGCUAGUUUUUAGCCCAAUUAUAUUAGUCAGCAUUUUCCAAAGAGACAGACUCAAUAGGAGAGAGAGAGAGAGAGAGAGAGACAGAGAGAGAGACAGAGAGAGGAUUUAUUUGGGGAAUUGGCUCACAAGAUCAUGGAAGCUGAAGAAGUCCCACCAGAGGCCAUCUGCAAGCUGCAGACCCUGAUGCAGCAGGGCAGAUAACCCCCAAAGUGGGACUUAGCCUGCAAGGGUUCUUGGCUUCACCCAGGAAAGAAUUUAAGGGUGAACCAGUGGUAGGGUAGAAGAAGACAGUUUUAUUGAAGCAGCAGUGUUACAGCUCUGGCAGUGUUACAGCUCCAUGACUGCUCCUGCAGAACAGGGCUACCCCAUAGGCAGAGAGCUUUGCAGUCAUAGUUAUAUUUACUUUUAAUUACAUGUAGAUUAAGGGGCAGUUUGUGCAGAAAUUCUGGGAAAAGGGUAGUUUGUUUUUGUUUGUUUGUUUUUUUGAG